GUUCUCGGGCGGGCAGAGCCCAGUCCGUGCCUCUUCGUUGCCCCGCGCGCUUCUCAUUGCGCCCCGCUUCCCGCGCCCGGCCCGGCUGGGUCCAGUGCUGCCCACCCGAGGGAGCCCGCGCACCACGCCUGUCCGACCCUCUGCCCGUCACACAAGCCGGGCACCUGUACCAGGAGCUCACUGAAUCCACUAAUUACAGAGCUGACAGAUAAACAUCAUGAGCAUUUCUUCCUUAGGAAGUAUUGGGAAAGGGAAAACUGUACCAUCUGGUGAAGAGGAGCGCAAUAAUAUCCUAAGACAGAUGAAAGUACGGACUACACUAAAGGGUGACCAGAGCUGGAUCACCAAGCAUGACGACUCUGAGGACCAUACCAUAGAGCCACUCUCAAGUCACAACCGAACCACAUCCUUCUCAUCAGUCAGAGACGAAUCAAAUGCCAGGUCUCCAAACACAAGGGCUCCAGCUGGUUAUAUAAUCCGGGGAGUGUUCACCCGAACAAUAGAUAGCUCUUCUCACUCCCAGCAUCGCCCCUCUAAGACCAACGGAGCUCCAAGAAGUGCUUCUGGGCAGCUGGGAGCAGCUAAUUCUGGUCAUCCGCUUCAGUCGUCUGGCUAUAAGAUGACUACGGAAGAUUAUAAGAAACUAGCACCGUACAACAUCAGGCGCAGCUCCAUAUCAGGGGCUGAGGAAGAGGAGGUGCCAUUCACCCCAGAGGAGCAGAAACGGAGGUCUCAGGCUGCAAUUGGUGUUCUGAGGAAGACAGCCCCACGGGAGCACUCUUACGUCCUCUCAGCAGCUAAGAAGACCACUAGUCCUACCCAGGAGCUGCAGUCACCAUUCCUUGCAAAAAGGGUUGAUGUGGUAGAUGAGGAACUCCUUCCUGAGAAAAACCAGGACCCACCUGCUCUGGCAAGACCUGAUCCUGGCUUAAGCAGCUCGACAACCGAGAAGAUUGUCUAUCCGCAGAUUACAACCCCCACAGCAGAACUCCACCUGGUGGCCCCAGACCUGGAAGCCCUGAGCACUCCAGAUUCUUGUGAGGAGAACAAUGCAGCCCCCAAGAUCAUCAAGGGAGUACCUGGCACCCUACAAGAUGGACAAAGUGACCCAACUGUGGCUUCUCAACAACUUGCAGAUCUCAGCAUCCUAGAGCCACAGAGUAGCCCCAGUGGACCCGAGCAGCAAAUCAGAGCAGAGGACUGUACUAACAUGCUGAUGAGCCCUUCGAGCUGCAUGGUCACUGUUACUGUCUCUGACACCUCUGAACAAUCUCAACUGUGUGUUCCUGCUGUCUCAAGCAAGGUGGACUCCAGCUCAACCAUCAAAGGGAUUCUCUUCGUGAAGGAGUACAUGAAUACCAGUGAAGUGUCUUCUGGGAAGCCAGUGUUUUCACACUGUGACAGUUCCAGCAGCAUUGAAGACUCAUUGGGUCUGGCAAAGAAACCCCCACAUGAAGGUAGCCCUCCUGAGAGACCAACUGAAGGGGUCUGUACUUACUGUAGCCACGAGAUCCAAGAUUGUCCGAAGAUUACCCUUGAACAUCUUGGCAUCUGCUGCCAUGAGUAUUGUUUUAAGUGCGGGAUUUGCAAUAAACCGAUGGGUGAUCUCCUAGAUCAGAUCUUCAUUCACCGUGACACCAUCCACUGUGGGAAAUGCUAUGAGAAGCUCUUCUAGGCUGAACAGAAGCUGAUGAUCCCCAGCUGUAUUUGGCUGUCCAGUUGACCCAAAUUGUUGGCUCCUCGUCCCUUACAUCCUCCAUGGUUCCACUGUACUUCUGCCUACCUUGUGCGGAAGGAGCAUACAUCUAAGAUUGUAUCGUAGUGAUGUUAUGAUUUUGUGUAGCCUUUUAUACCUUAGGAAUAUCUCAGUUCCUUGCUUCCAGGAUGAAUGAGUCCACUUUGACUUCCCUGAGACAUGUUUUCUAAUGAGUGCAGAUGACCUAGUAUGUUAGACAUGGGUACAAAUCUAGGUAUCAGCGUAUGCAGACUUUCUGAGGCUUCUGAGGGGCCAAGCCAAAAAACUGUUGACGAUCCCUGGUAGGGAAAUUACAGGCAUUAAAUACUAAGGGUUGGCAAUAGGCUAAUGUUUAGCUUGUCUAUUUACUUUGUGUGUGUGUGUGUGUAUUUUUAAAAUAGUUAAUUUUUUAUUGAAUCACGUAAAUUUAAAUUACCUCCUCCCAUUCUCCUUUGGUUUUUCCAGUAAGGUAUGUCAGCACAUGUUGGAAAGUUUACCCAGGUUUAAAUUUGAUAAGAUACAAUAUUAGGAGGCUUCUACCAAAGGGAUAUCUGUGUCUGUUUGAAUUUUGUUAGUUAGUUAAAAUCUUUACCCUCAGUAUUGCUGAACUUUUCUCCUCUGAGCAGUUUUUAAUGUAUGUAAAUCAGGGUAAAGAAAACAGAUAAGGUUUCUUGAGACUUCUGUUCCUACUGUGAAAUAUUUCCCUGAAGCGAGUGUUAGAAAUGGCUUUGAAAAGUGUGAAAUUCACCCCAUCUCUGGGCUUCUUGGGUCCCUCCAUGAAACACUACGGUAAUUUAAUUGCUCCCUUUCCCUCUCCUCCAGAGCCUUUCACCCAGAGACAAAUUUGGCUUACGUAACUUCUCAAAGAAAAGCUUGCUAUCCAGUGAAACGUGAAGUAGGCUCUCUGCCCUGAUCAUGCAGCAUUUUGUGACCUGUUUUCUAGUCCCGAAUCUGUUUCAAACUAACAUCAACUUCUAGGUCCCCAGGUACUCAAAACACUACCAGUUGAUGUCUGGCACAGCAGAGGCAGGUUCAUCCCUGCAGUUUGCUAAUAUGCUGCUCUAAGUCAACCUCACUCUGCUGCCUUUGGGCUCAGCAUUAAAUUGGAAGCUCCUUGAAAGGAAAAAUAGUCCUCGAGGCUUGGGAAUGCAAAAUUGAGGCUUCGUUGUUGGAUUGACUUAGAAGCUAGCUCUUCACUCUCUGCAGACUUUGAAUGGACUUGUUCUUCCUACUAGGUAACCAGAGAAGAACAUUCUAUUUAUUUGACUAUUUAUCUGUUACCUGAACUCUGAAGGGAAGAAGUGCACUGUGCCACACCCCAAUACUAAUUAUGAACUAGUCUUUCUCAAGUUCAGCUCUAGAAUGGGACUUAGCAGAUAGUGGGCAAUAACAUAUGUGUAACAUAUGUGUGCCAAAUGAACUAGUAAGAGAAAACUAAGUCACUCCCUUAAUUAUCUAGGCAUUUUAGUGCAGGCCUCAUAGACAAGACUAAGAGGCUCUAGAUCUGAUGGCUUCCCCACUUAAAGGUGUACUCUGCCAUUUAAGGAAUUUUAGAAAUAUGAAAUAUACUCAAAGACAGCUUGUAAGGUUAGUAUUGAUUUGAAUCCAAAACAGCCCUUUUGUGUCUUAGACACAAAAUUCUGCAGUUAACAAAGAGAGAUGGUUUUGCAUUGAUUUUCUUCUGUUUAAUUGCUUACUGUUUUUAAUUAUCCUUGCUUAAUCCACAUUAAUGUACACAAAUUAUAAUAAAUGUUAAGAUGUUACACAUCAGUAUUAUAACUUCUUUUUUUAA
This is a messenger RNA of Mus caroli (Ryukyu mouse), 3527 nucleotides long. RefSeq names its product zinc finger protein 185 with LIM domain (gene Znf185). The record is from RefSeq and is a predicted model, not a curated record. NCBI's taxonomy places the organism in Eukaryota, Metazoa, Chordata, Mammalia, Rodentia, Muridae.